Molecule: messenger RNA, 4843 nt
Organism: Cuscuta epithymum
Lineage: Eukaryota; Viridiplantae; Streptophyta; Magnoliopsida; Solanales; Convolvulaceae
Source: the annotation of a GenBank genome assembly
UGGAAAAUUAAAUAUAUUUCAAAUAAACUAUUAUAUUAUAAUAUGAUUUUAUUUAACCGCAAGCGUUGGGUCCUCUAACGUGCAAAUGUGGCUGACUAAGUUUGCUUGGUUAAGCAUUUUUCUCUCCACUUUUCAAGGAUCUUAACCACCUCUCUUAUUUAAUUUCUCUUAUAUAUUAAUUAGAAAACAUGGCAGAAGGAAGCAGUAUCCCAUACGAACCCCCCUGCUUGAGGCUAUUCUCCCUGCAAACUUUAUCUUCUAAAAGGCUCUUGAGCUUUCUUCUUUCAUAUACGGAAUACUUCGUAUACUCGUGUUAAUUAAUAUACUCCUUGACAUAUAUUUUAUUCUUCUUCUAUGGAGUUGUACGAAGUAUACAAACACCCCCAUAUAUCAUUAUCUUUAAACUCUGCUGGAUUACAAAAUGAUAUAUUCUAUCCUCGUAGUCCUGUGUCCGGCGAUUCGCCGAAGGGCUCGUUAAAUCCUGGGGAAAGAUUUCCGGCCACCGGAAAUACUUUCUUAAGGACAGCGUCUAACGCGUCUCGAGCCAUUGUCUUUCUUGUUAUUUUCAUGUGCAGAAACUAGUUUCCGGAAGUGAGCAGAAGAGGCGACAAGCACGUUUAGACUUGCCGUUGGAAGUUUUCGGAGAGGAAGAAAGAAGAAGCGGUUCGUUUGAAGACGUCGGCCAGGUGGCGAGAAUAUUUCUCCUACAAUCUUAAGAAAGUAUUUGUCGGAAAAACCUGUCCUGGUCAUCACCCUCCGGAAAACUCCCGUUGGUGUCUCUCUGAAAGUAUCGGACAAGGAUCACUGCUGCGAUCUAUGUCAACUGCCCUGCUGUGAUUCCGAUUAAAUGAGCCGCUGAAAUCUUUGUUCACAAAGAGGCUACCAAACUUGGUAUUUCUAUUACUCCGUAAUUAAUUUAGUCUUGCCAAUUUUAUACCUUCGUGAAUCUGCCAGCUGCAUUAUUUUAUCUCAAUUUGUGAUUAUUUUAUGUGUCACCCUUUUUACAAUAAGACUUAUUUUAAUCCCACUUAUUUUAAUAAAUGUCAUUUUAUGUGAUAAAAAGACAACUGUGGAAAACAACAACCCACUUAAAUCAAAAUUAAAAUUGAUUAAAAGUGAUGAUAUUUUUAUUGCGGUUGUUUAUCAAAGUUGUAAAAUAAAUGAUGUCAAUGAAUGGAUGGUAGACUCUGGGGCUACAAAGAACAUUUGUCAACACAAAAGUGCUUUUACCUCCUAUAGUACUACUACUAGAGAUGAUGUAGAGCUAGUGUACCUAGCGGACUCAAAAACAACUAAGGUGUAUGAUAAAGGGAAAGUUCUUCCUAAACUCAUAUCGGGAAAAACUUUAUCACUAAAUGACAUGCUUUAUGUGCUUGAGAUUCGGACUAAAUUAGUUUCCAUUUUUCUCUUGCUAAAAGCUGGGAUUAAAGUAUCUUUUGAUCGUGACAAAUUUGUUAUGACCAAAAAUGAUGUUUUUGUGAGUAAAAGUUAUUGUAAGAAUAAUAAUGUGCUUACUAUUUUUAAAUUAUUGCAUGAUAAUUAAUGCUUCCACUUGUUUAUAUGAUUUAUUCGUACGAGUAUGAUAUAUGAUGAGUAUAUGACAUUCGUUGGAAUGUUUUAUUUACUUUGGAUUACUAGUUCAAUAAUAUUGUUCGGUAUAUCUGUGAAUGGGUUUAGCUUCCUGUGAUUAUUAAAAUUUAAAAUUGCAUUAAAGCUAGUUUUGUAUACAUGCUGACUGUGAGUUUCACUACGUUAGUAUUUGCUUGAUUAGUUUUCGUAGAGGAGACUUUUGGUCAUACUUUUAACUCCUAAAGUAUGAAUUUUGCUCGCAUGCAUUUUAGUAUGUAAUGUAAAUCAAGUCAUGAGCAUAUAUUGUUGAGAAUUCUUGUGCAUGCACUUAGUCUGGAUUAUAUUGUACUCCGCAUAUAUGAAGACUUCUUCACAUGCUAUGUUAUUAGCUGUAUGCUAUUCCUUUUGGAAAAUCAUGAAGUGUAUGUUGAUAAUGAUUUGUUACCUGCCGAUGGUUUAGUAAUAUAAUGUCUUUGCACCUGUUUUAAAAUUGAAAAUGUGGGGGCUGAUUUGCAAUGAUGCAAUUUUACGUAAUAUAUUGUAUAUGCUUGAAUAAUUUCUUGACCAUUGUUCAAAGUGGAGUUGUAUGUAUAUGCUUAUAUUCUCAGAUCGUAUGUUUGUCUAUAAUGAAUUUCGAAAACUUUGAAUCUAAUUAUAUUAUGCAUGCUAUUACUCCUUGAUAGCUGUAUGUUACUUAAGUAACUAUAUGGGGCUAAAUAAAUAGCAAUAAUUUUUGUCUUAUGUUGUUGAUUUUAUAGAAAUUUAUUUUGAUUCUUAAAGUGUGAAUUUGUAAUUAAAAAUCCACAAACUAUGUUAAACCUGACAUAAAAUUUAUGUCAGAUACCAUUAAUUGUGGCAUACAUUUGAUUGAGAUUAUCCGUUGUAAUAAAUUGAUUCAACGAUGACAUGUUUUAUUAAGAAAUGGUCAUUGUACUAAAGCGAUACUAUACAAUGAUGUUAUACGAGAGUUAUCCAUUGUAUUAUAAUGAUACAAUGACGUUAUAUAGUUUAUUGAGAGUUAUCCGUUGUAUCAUCGGGAUACAACGAUGCCAUCUGAGUUGAAUGUCACACAUGCGAUCUUGAGUUACAAAUUGGAGAAAUAAAUUUUAAUGUUCAUUAUGAAUAUUAAAAUUGUGAAUUUGUUAAAAAUAACAAACUGUGUGAAACCUGACUUAAUGUCGGAAGAUUGAGCAAAAUCAUGGAUACACAAAAAGUGUAUUUGGUGAGCUAAGCCAUUGUAUUAAAGACAUACAAUGAUGAUAUCAUUUUAAGUGAUAUUGUUGUAUAGACGUAUACAAUAAUACCAUAUGAAUUAACUAUAAAGUUAUUAUUAACUUUGAUAAGAGGAGUUAGUUUUCUCCUUUGGCGCGCGAAAAUCCGGAUAUUGUCGUUUUUAUACAUCGAGGGAAAUGGACCGUCACUUGUUAACAAAUAGGGAUGGUAACCCAACCUGUGUGAUUGGAGAUCCCAUGAAGCAGGUUCAUAUGGGUAAUAACAAGUCUUCUAUUUGUUCUUGCUAGCCUAUUAUGUCCAUUUCUAGGGUGAGGCUAGACUGCAUUCGCUGUGAGGCUGAGCUAAAACUCUUAAUGAUUUUCAUAGCCUUAUGGCUGGUGUGUUAAGUGCAGAACACACUUGAUGAGAUCACCUAUAUGAGUGUGAGGUGGGGCCGCCUCCAUGAAGCAUGACAACGCUUCUAGAGCACUCACGAACACCAGGCACGCGCACGGCCGAAAAGCGCACCACGGCGUUAACGCGAGGAAUUGUGGGGGGUGAGACAUGACCAUUAAGACCCUGAUUUACCAUAGUAGCUUCUUGGUUCAUAGAAACUAUACGUUUCACCAAAAGCUCGGUUUAUAAAGACUUAAUCGUCUCGGUUUGGUUCAUAGUCUUCGGGCACCAGACUUAAAGUCUCAUUCCUGCUAAUCCAGCAGAUUUUUCAAAUUGUGUUUUAACCUCAAAUGUUUAUUUGAAAUAUGUGGGGGAUUGUUGGAAAAUUAAAUAUAUUUCAAAUAAACUAUUAUAUUAUAAUAUGAUUUUAUUUAACCGCAAGCGUUGGGUCCUCUAACGUGCAAAUGUGGCUGACUAAGUUUGCUUGGUUAAGCAUUUUUCUCUCCACUUUUCAAGGAUCUUAACCACCUCUCUUAUUUAAUUUCUCUUAUAUAUUAAUUAGAAAACAUGGCAGAAGGAAGCAGUAUCCCAUACGAACCCCCCUGCUUGAGGCUAUUCUCCCUGCAAACUUUAUCUUCUAAAAGGCUCUUGAGCUUUCUUCUUUCAUAUACGGAAUACUUCGUAUACUCGUGUUAAUUAAUAUACUCCUUGACAUAUAUUUUAUUCUUCUUCUAUGGAGUUGUACGAAGUAUACAAACACCCCCAUAUAUCAUUAUCUUUAAACUCUGCUGGAUUACAAAAUGAUAUAUUCUAUCCUCGUAGUUCUGUGUCCGGCGAUUCGCCGAAGGGCUCGUUAAAUCCUGGGGAAAGAUUUCCGGCCACCGGAAAUACUUUCUUAAGGACAGCGUCUAACGCGUCUCGAGCCAUUGUCUUUCUUGUUAUUUUCAUGUGCAGAAACUAGUUUCCGGAAGUGAGCAGAAGAGGCGACAAGCACGUUUAGACUUGCCGUUGGAAGUUUUCGGAGAGGAAGAAAGAAGAAGCGGUUCGUUUGAAGACGUCGGCCAGGUGAAUUCACAUUUGAAGAUCCACCAGGCAGCAACUCGUACGACUUAAUUUAUUUGAAGUGACAAUAAUACACUCAAUUAAAAGCUAAAGGACAUCGGCCAAUCCACCUGCUUAUCUUCUGCAACAUGAAAUUGGGAGUGCGAGCAUGACUUCAAUGUGAGAGCCAGUGAGUGCAUUCGAGAUAUGCACAUUCGCCUCAAACAUCUUCGGUCACCUUCUCGAAGCCCAGGGCCUUCACCACACUGCAGAGCGGCGGUGCGAGGACAUGGUCCACCAGUUCACUCCCACGCUGCACCCCUUUCAUGCCGCUCCCAUCGUCAUCACCAAAAUCAACAAUCCUUACGCAUAACCCAUUUAAUUUGGAACAAUAAUUAAUUGCAAAAGCCUCUUUUUCGAUCUCACUCCUUUUUGGAUGGAAUCUCGAUCAACAAAGUUGCUGGAAUGUAUUUUUAUUUUCUCCUAGACCAUACUUGUAUCUAUAUACACAACAAGCUAAGGGAUGUGGAAAACUAAACUAUUUUCUUUUAAUGCAUGGCAGCUAAUUUAUAAAUUAGUUGCUGCUGCAGCUUAUAUAUCAAUAAACUUCAUGUGCUUCAUAUAA